AGAGAGAAAAAAAAAAAAGGAAAAGGAGAAAAAGCUGUGCUUUGAUUUUUUAUUUGGAGGAAUUUGAUUAGAUAUGGUUGAGAUUCUUGGUGAGAUUGAGCCUCCUAGCCCUGUUUAUGAGGCGGAGCUACCGGAGGAGGAUGAAGAACAAGAGGAGAUCAGCUACGAAGAGCUGAAGAAGCGGAUGUGGAAGGAUCGGUUGCGGAUGCAGAGGUUGAAGGAGACACGAGAGAGUUCAAGGUCCGAUCAUCAGUCGGGGGUGAGGCAAGAAGCGUCUCGCCGCAAGAAGAUGUCUCGUGCUCAAGAUUCCAUCCUCAAGUACAUGGUGAAAAUCAUGGAAGUCUGCAAAGCGCAAGGGUUCGUUUACGGGAUAGUUCCGGAGAAAGGCAAGCCUGUUACCGGCUCAUCAGAUAGCUUACGCAAGUGGUGGAAGGAGAAGGUUCAGUUCGACAAGAGUGCUCCGCUUGCAGUCGAUGAAUUCUUGCCGAUAAUCGUGGAACAAGGCGAAUUGGACCCUAUUUCUUGUAUGCAUCUCCUUCAUGACUUGCAGGAUACUACUUUGGGAUCACUUCUUUCUGCUUUGAUGCAACACUGCGUUCCUCCUCAACGUAGGUUUCCGUUGGAAAGAGGUUUAGCCCCACCUUGGUGGCCAACCGGGAACGAGCUUUGGUGGGGCGAACAAGGGAUGUCUCAAGAACAAGGCCCUCCUCCUUAUAGGAAGCCUCAUGAUCUUAAAAAGGCUUGGAAAGUUAGUGUAUUGGCUGCUGUGAUCAAGCACAUGUCCCCAAAUUUAGAUAGGAUAAGAAGGCUGGUGACUCAAUCUAAAUGUUUGCAAGACAAGAUGACAGCCAAAGACACAGUCACUUGGUCUAAAGUGGUUAACCAAGAAGAAGCUCUUUUAAAGCUUACUGAGAAAUGUCUCAAAAUCUCAACUACAAAAGAUGAUGAGGAAGAACAGGAUUCUGAGUAUAGCCUUGCAGCUGACGAAGGCAAGCAUGGUGAGAAGAUUGCCAUAUCUGGAGAUAAAAGGAAGUAUCUUUUCAAGCGACAGGUUACCCCGAAUAUGAUGUAUGCUUGCCAGAAUACCAUGUGCCCGCGUAGUGCACUCGAACUAGGUUUUAUAGGCAAGAACACGAGGAGUGACCAUGAAUCCAGUUGUUCCUAUCGGUCUAAAGAAAGCGAUGUUAGCCAAGAAAGCAGUGAGGAAUCGGAAUUUUCCAAUAGAAAUCUUGUUCCAUAUGAUCAUCACUCUUUUGGUCCUCAGGCCAAAUUGAACACAGAUAGCUUGGGCGAUGCCCAGAAAGUAAUUGCUGUCACGGAUUGGCUCGAUAUGGAGCUAGCAAAGGCUAAUGAACAACAGAGAAAUAUGCAAUCAGAUGAAGUAGGGGAUAUAUCUGGCACGGUUUCGCAAGAUUAUAUAAACUAUUUGGAUGGUGCAAUUGAAGAUCUACCAGUGCCAGCAGAAUUUCUACUUCAAGUAGGAGAUAUGGACUUAGACCCAUCUCUUCCAUUAUUGCUAGAGAACAUCCAAGAUCAAGGAUUAACUUCAAUUUGGGAUAUGGGAUUUGAUGGAAUAUCGGAAUCAUAAGUGGAGCAAAGACUGAGAGAUUGAGUAAGCUGGACAACUACAAGCUCAAGUUUGUUCCAAACUGCAAAAUUUUAAAUGCUGCAGGGGAUUCACUUCCAACAGCAAAUAUGCUCAAUGAAGUCUUUUUAUUUACUAGAAACAGUCUGUUUAUAUAAAAAAGCUUUUCAGCUUUUAUCCAUAAUCAUGUUUUUUUCCCCAAAAUUACUUCUCCCGUGUUGUAUUAGGAAGCUACUAUACAUCAAUAGAUAUAUGUAUAAUGCAUGUAUUUUAGAGGAAAAGAAAUACAAGUGAAGAACUAAAUGAUCUAAAUCAAAAUAAGCAAUUUGAACAUUUCAGUUGGUAGUCAUAGAAACUAUGCCUUCGAGAUAUGCAUUUGUCGUACUCGAAUCUUCUUACAUCGCAGGAAUAACCUUUCCUGAAUUUGUUAUCAUAUUUCUUUUUUACUCCUACCUCAAACAGAAAAGAGAGCAGAAACAAGCCUGUAAUAAAAAAAUCUUUAUUCUCCAUGAUUAUAGGAUAAUUGCUCAAUGCCGGAACCGCACCAUAGUAUCUGUUUCUCUUUGAAACGGUUGAAUACUCUUCCGGCUUCUCUCUCCAUAUCUAACUGCAUUCAAUGGAAAAGAACAUGUCUGUCAAGUUAAAACAUGAAAGGAACUUUUAACAGUACACUGUAAUAAUCCAGACAUCAUUUUCAUGUGAAUAGUGAUUGACUUAGCGGGAUUUUUAGGGAAGCUAACAUCUUGUAAAUGACUGGCCGACUUUUUGUAGUUUUCUUAAAGCAAAAGCAACUUAAUUAUAUUGCUCUCUACUGUAUGCAUCAUUACUUUAUCCAGCAAGUUUGCAUGUCAUCUAGAUCCAUAAGUACAAUUUGAUCCAAGUCAAACAAAGAAGAGAACUUUGAAAAGGAAUUAGCUGCAUAGGGAAAAGAUUUGAGAGAAAAGGAUAUAUUUACCUAUUUAUCCCAUAACAAAGGAGGCAAAAGAAAACAACAUAUUGAUCAUCGUGUAAAA
Molecule: messenger RNA, 2598 nt
Organism: Gossypium raimondii (Peruvian cotton)
Lineage: Eukaryota; Viridiplantae; Streptophyta; Magnoliopsida; Malvales; Malvaceae
Product: putative ETHYLENE INSENSITIVE 3-like 4 protein
Exons: 1
Coding region: 74-1588 (504 amino acids)
Cellular component (GO): nucleus
Molecular function (GO): DNA binding; DNA-binding transcription factor activity
Source: RefSeq, a predicted model, not a curated record